Messenger RNA from Aaosphaeria arxii CBS 175.79, 801 nucleotides. RefSeq lists its product as uncharacterized. The annotation marks the transcript as partial. Lineage: Eukaryota; Fungi; Ascomycota; Dothideomycetes; Pleosporales. The record is from RefSeq and is a predicted model, not a curated record. The transcript has a single exon.
GCAGAAGCAAGUCUCAACACUUCCCUACCCUUUGUGCUCCCUCGCUCUCCACUUCAUACUCGCCUCCCUAUACGACUUCGCGAACAGGUCCCCUUCAUCCUCGCUCUCAUCACUCUCGCUCCCCCCAACAUCCUCCAUCUCGACAUCCCUAUCCCCUCCCUCGCCCCCAACAUCCCGCAUAGCAACCUCAUCCCCAAUCACAACUCCCCCAUCCGCCCCAUCCCCUUCACCCCUACCACUCCCCCCAACACCUGCACCCCCUCCCUCUGCAUACGCAUCCACAACACUGUGUGGUUUUUGUCUGGCUCGUGGCGCCCUUCUUCUGAAGAUAGAAGUGUGGAAGUGCGCAACAAAGUGAAUUGGGAGGUCGUUUAUGAAGAUAGUGAAGAGGAAGACGAAGGAAGAAAGGAAGGGGGGCAUCCAUCAUUCAUAUACGCAUGUUCAGUUCAGUUCAGAUUAGUUCGGGGGGUGGGUCUGUUCGUUCGUUCGUUCGUUUUGUUUGCUUUUUGCUUUGCUUUGCUCAUGUAUCUCUCCUCUCUCCGUUGUCUCAGCCCUAACCCACCGAAAGAGAACGUGCUGGAAAAAAAUAGGGGGAGUGAGACAUAUUGGACUGUGCAUUGCAUUUUUCAAUAGGCGAAGAAAAAGUGUUUCCGUGCGUGUGCGGUCGAGAAGGUUUUCUAUUUUUGUAGUUAUAUAUUGAUUGGUUUCCAUGGACAACUAAAGACGUAUUGUACUGUAAAACAACACGAGCAUGAGCGAGCAGCCCACCAAGUUGAAUCAGUACCGACGGACAGAUCUGAU